Molecule: messenger RNA, 1089 nt
Organism: Drosophila innubila
Lineage: Eukaryota; Metazoa; Arthropoda; Insecta; Diptera; Drosophilidae
Product: SAP30-binding protein
Exons: 3
Coding region: 88-1047 (319 amino acids)
Biological process (GO): regulation of DNA-templated transcription
Cellular component (GO): nucleus
Source: RefSeq, a predicted model, not a curated record
CUCACCUUCACACAACCAACUUGUAUUUAUUAUAUUUUUCUUGUAAUUUGAGCAUUUUGGAUAAAUAUAAAAUAAAAUAGAGUUACAAUGAGCCACUCAGCUUUGGCCAGCUUGACCGCACAGUACACGGACUCGGAAAACGAGGGAGAUGCGAGUCCCGAUUCACAAAACUCCACAGCGUCACAGGUAAUUAUACCGAAGCAGCCAACUCCACAGCCAGUUACGCCAGUUAAACAGGAGUCAGAGCCUAAGAAAUCCAAGAAGAAAAAACGAGCCAAGAAGUUGCGACGUUUAGUGAGUUACCAGGAUGAUACUCUUAUUUCGGAUGAGGAGGAAGAUCGCGCUCCCGAGUCGAGCGAAGAGGAGUCGUCAAGCGAGAGCGCCAACUCGGGAGAGGAUGGCGAGCACCACGAGAACGGCAAAGAGAAGAGCGGAGGCAAAGCUGAAGGAAAUGCAGAUACGCCCAUGGAGGUGGACGACGAUGAUUCCAAUACAUAUAAUGCCGAUGAGCGAUCGGCGGAGAGUUACGAAAAGGAUCCAAAGUACGCCAAAUACAAAUUCCAACUGCCUCCCGAACCGAAAGGUAACCCGCCUCCAGAGUUGGUUGCAAAGAUCACAAAAAUGUACACUAAGAUGCGACAAACGAAUAUGGACAUGAAUCGCGUUAUACAGGACCGCAAGGAGUUCCGUAAUCCAAGCAUCUAUGAGAAGCUCAUCAGUUUCUGUGACAUCAACGAGUUUGGCACGAAUUAUCCGCCUGAAAUCUACGAUCCUCUGCAGUGGGGCGAGGAGAGUUAUUAUGAAUCUUUGUCUGCCGUGCAGAAAACUGAGAUGGUUAAACGGCAAAAGGAUCGCAAGGAGAUGGACAAGGUGGAGCAGGCGACGGCGCUGGCACGCAAGGUCGAAGAAGAGGCCAAGAAGCGCAAAUCAAAGUGGGACCAGCCUGCUGCAAAGCAAACAUUACCUGCAUUGACCACAACAGUGACGGGCACUAAAGGCACGGUUAUAUCCGCUUUCGGUUCGCUGCCCAAGAAACCAGCAGUUUAAUUUAUAAUACAACUUUUAAAUAAAAAUAACUAAUUGUGAAAA